CGGGGACUCCCAAGUGGGAUGGGCAAUCAGGAGAGCGUGACGGUCCCUCCUCCUCCCCUUGGCGAGGAGAGCAUCGACAAGGAGCUGCGUCAGCACCAUGGUGAGUCCUCAUAUCGAAGCGCGGCAUCAAACUCCAUGUGCUGCCUUGCAGUCCUCAUAUCGAAGCUGCAGCUGCUGCGCCUCGACACUUCCAGACUGGACCAAGAGGCCCGAGAUGUGUGGAGAUCUGCCAAGAAAGAUAGGUACCACUUGGAACUCUCGGCCUCUCUGUUGAUGAUAGAUCUGCCACAGGAACGAGAAUCUGCCCAUGGCAGAGCUCAAAAGCAUCACCCAGACACUGACCAAAGUACGGUCCUGAGAAACGGCGCGCACAACCAAAGGGGGCGAGGUGUUUUGAUGUGCUCUGCAGGCUUUCCGUGAGGUUCUUGUGUUUGGCGCCAGCACCGUCCAAUGAUCGGCCCCAGCAACCAAGCCCUGUGCGGUGUGGUGUGGUGUGGUGUGGGUGUGUGUGCGCAGGCUGCGAGUCGGCUUCGGAGCAGCAGGAGAUAUGGGAGGCCUUCGAAGAGACGAGCCCGUACUGCGACUACAUCACCCUGCCCGAGCUCAAGGUAGGAAACAUCAUCAGAAGUGGAUGGAUGGAUGGAUGGACAGCAUUUGUGUGUCUCCUUCUUCAGGAGUAUCUGCAUAGAGUGACCGUGCUCAUCCUGCGGGCGCUGACCAGACGGGCAGAUGAGCUGGUCGGUCCGCCAACAGACACACCCCACACACCUCACCUCUUCCUCCAUUCUGUGCGAUGCGAUGUUAUCUCUCCAGGAGCGGCAGCUGCAUUCAUCUAUGCGACCGGAUGAGCCCCUGCACUCCAUGCCCUCUCCGGUAGCUUCGCCCGUCGAGAGCCCCUUCGGUCUGCCUCCCCCCUCCCAGCCCGCCGUCACACCCCCCAGCACCCAAUGGAAGGAGUCACUCCUGUCCUAUUCAUCGCGGACCCUCGAGGAGCCACUAGACGGGUUCCUUUAUGCAGGGCGGCUCAUCGUCAGCACGGCGUCGGCCAAAGGGGUGGGUGGGUGAAGAGAUUGCGGGCCUUGUUGUACUGUAAUGUGGGUACUGUGCAAUGCGGGCCAUGAAUGGCCUACAUUGCAUGGCAUGGUUACUCAUUUGAGGUGCAGGUUGGCGGGCACAUGCCGCUGGUUGAGGUGCGUGUGACCGAGGGAUACCCCAAGACACAGGGGCGGCACGAUGGUGGCCCCACCACCACCACCACCGUACAGGUCCGUCCCCCCACGCACAGCACAUGCAUGCCGGCUGGGCUGGGCUGGGCUGGGCUGGAUGUGUCCUGUCCACCUACCCCGUCUCGUUACGCAGGAUUGCCUGGCCCAGACAACGUUGGGCGGCAGUCUGACGCUGGCCAUCCCUAGAGCCCUGUCGAAAGCACAAUUUGCCAACUACUGGAUUCUCAUAUCAGUCAGUGCUUACCAGACUGAAAGAAAGCACUGCUCUUACCUGCACGCGACUCUGGUCCCCAUUCGUCUUCAGGUGUUGGAUCUCGAUGUGGGCCGUAGGUUAGCCGUGUCGAUGGGGGAUGCGGUGCUUCCGCUGGGGACCGCCGUACAGAAGGGCAUGGUCAGUCAGCGCUGCCAUUGCACCGCUGCUGUGAUCUCCGCUACAAUUGUAUGUGCGUAUCUGUGUGGCGGGGUCAGGAGACACACGAUGGCUUCGAGGAGGGGCGUGAGGAGUAUGCACCUGAGACGCUGGCGGUGCCUGUGCAGCCAGCUCGUGGUCACGAGGGCCUCAUUGCGGGGGCCAAGCUGGACCUGCACUUCGUGUAUCAGCCAGCUGGUAAGCCCCGCCGGUGCAGCAUCCAUCCAUCCAUCCAUCCACAUAUCUAUCUGGUUUCUUUCUGUGUCCAGAGUCGGCUGUGAGUACCUCUGGGGGUGUUGGCGAGAGCGGCGAGAGGGUCGAUGCGGCAGAGGUGAGUGCUUAUCGACGUGAGCACUGUCAAUGGCGGAGCGUUGGUCGUGCCUUCUGGUCACAUCCAGGCUGGUGUAGUCAAGCCCCAAACUGACACCACCGAGGCAAACGGCAGAAGAACGGGUUGGUAGCUUGCUGCCACAGCGCCACACAUAAAGCUUCCGUUGUCGGAUGACAUCAAUCAUCGCAGGCUCGUAUCGCAUCGUGGUGUCGGCGCUAUCGGACUUCCCAAUGUCUGAGGAUCACGAUGCCGACUACAAAUACCUCAUGGCCGUAGGACGCGGGCACCCACACAUGCAGAAGGGCUCAUUCGGGAACGUCUGUCUGUAUGUGUGUCUGUCAGUCUGUGUCUCUGAUGUGUGGGAUGCCCCCCGGCUACGCCACCAUCGGGUCGGCGGCGUAUACCAAUGUUCAGUGGAAGGCACCACUCGUCGAGUGGUACGUGCAGACUGAGUGACAUAAAUAAAAGUGUCGCUGUCGACCGCACGGCUCUCACGUCAAGUCAUGUUACCAGGCCGGAUGCGUUUGUGUUGCGGUACACCCAGCCGCCCCAACUUCUGUGGGUCAACGUAGAGGUGGGCUCACACACACACUGGUUAUCUUGACGGACGGUGUUGGUGGAUGUGGCGGCGCAGGUGUACGAGGCGACGAGUGGCGGCCUGUGGGGCGACAAGACCCACGCCCACAACCAUGGGGAAAGCACGCCCAUGCCCCCCCGGCCCAUCGCACAGACGCUCAUUCCCAUCGCAUACAUUACCAAACACACGGUCGGGUCGGUAGGUCAUCGGUGUGUCAGUCAUGUCAGCAGCAAGUGCUGCGGCGUGGCGUGGCGCGGCGUGUGUGUGAUUCUCUGGUCCGGCCGGUACAUGUGGUGUGUAUGGUGUGCAGGAUAGCCAGACGUGCACGCUGCAGCUGAACCAGCACCCUGCCGCCCACCGCGACAUCGACCUGUCAAAGACCACCUGCGACAUACACAUCAAGCCUACCACUGGUCGGGCGCCUGACAAUAGAGCAAAACGACACACAGAGACGUGGCAUCUCCUACUUGUCUGUCUCCCUGCAGACAAUGGGGCUUCCCGUGUUGAUGGAGUGGUAGCUGAGUCGUCGACGGCCGCCCGUGGGCCCAAACACGUUCUGAUCAUGGCACCGCCACCAGCAGUGCCGGCAUCGGCCCCCACCGGCAGCAGCACCGACGGCCAACACACACAGAGUAGCCUGCAGCUGACCGGGUAGAAUACACCGGGAUGGAGGAAUUUCAACGCACAGUCAGUCACAUGGACGUCAUUUCACCCGGCCGGCUGUGUGUAUUGUCUGUCGUCAGUUCGUUUGGUAGUGGUAGCACGGUGCCUAGUGUGAGCCUGUUCCACGAGCUCACUGACGCCAGCACUCUGCAGGCAACCAAGAAGGCGCUCGAGGUACGCGCCAACCCAUGCAGCUCUCCUCUCUAGCCUGCACACAAAUGCUGUGCUGUGCUGUGCCGUGUUGUGCUGUGUUUUGUGUCUCGUAAGGUGGAUGGCGUUCUGUGUCUGGUGUGCACCACCCACGAGACGGGCCCAGAGGAGAGGUACCUCUUCCUCACACACAAACACGAUGCCGUCGUGCUGGUGCCGCCUGAGGAGCGGCUCACAUGGUCAGUGAGUGGCGGGGAUGGGAUGGUGGGGUGGCUUGCUUGUGGAUGGAUGGAUGGAUGUAUGUGAUUUCUUCAGGCGUGGGGGUUGGCUGCCGUUUGUGGACAGGGGGACAGUGCGGCUGGACAUCGACACCGACACACUCAUACAAAUACAGGUCGGUCGGUACGGAGGGAGGCACAUACAUACACACACACACACAUCGUCAAGGUGUGUAUCUCCGCCCCUGGCUGCGCUGCUUGUGUCCCGUCAUUUAGUGGGGCGCCCACAGUGAGUUCCUGGCCAAGUGUCCGCCGACAGGCUGCCCCGCCCCCGACAGGUAGCCGGGCAAAUCGAUGCUUUUCAACUGUGUGUGUGUGUGUGUGUGGUGUUUGUGAGGGUGAUGGUGCUCAAGUACGCGGGCGCCUUCUGCUGCGUGGCCUUCCAAGACAAAGAGACAGCAUUAGCCGUAGCACAGGUAGGUACGGAGGGAGGGAGGGGUGGGGGGGCGGGGUGGGGGAGAGACAUCUGGGUGCGGUCGGUGCAUUUGCUUGUUUCUGUCGGUCGGUGCUUUGUUUGUUGGUUGCCAUCCAUCCAUAUAAAUGUGAUGUGUGUGUGUGUGCAGGUGACUGAGAUGCUCCGCAAAUGACCGGCUGACUGACUGACUGACUGACGCGGACGCGUAGCGCACUGCAGGCAGAUCUGAUCAAUCUACGUGUGUGGGUACAUGUGUUGGUUGACGUGACGUGACGGGUGUGUCCAGACUUGUCAUCUUGCAAUGCAUUCAUGUGAUGUGAUCGGUCAACGUGGUGUCUUGAU
This is a messenger RNA of Vitrella brassicaformis, 4391 nucleotides long. The record is from the annotation of a GenBank genome assembly. Lineage: Eukaryota; Vitrellaceae.